UUAUUAAUGAGUAGAAUUCUCAUUAAAUGCAGGUCCAACAGAGAUUUACAGAGUUGCAUCAAUUUUAUGCCCACAGCCUUGCAGAAAUUACCACUAGGCAGUGAUAAUCAGCUUAAACCAUGCAAAAAAUGAACAUGUUCAUGAUUCAAAGAGCAUUUUCUUCUUUUUCCAUAUCUCGUGUUUCCAGACUUCAUCAACCAGUUUCUCAUGGAGUUUCAUGGAGUUUUUCUCAUAUAAACCCAACGGAGGAUUCCAUCUCUCAGCUCCUGGUGCAUGAAGGUUUCAUUCAGCAAUGCAGCAGCGGUUUAUAUGCCAUGCUUCCACUCGCACAGAGGGCUUUGGAUAAGCUCUGCAGGAUAGUUGAACAAGAGAUGGAAGCUAUCAAUGCUAAUAAACUCCUUCUUCCUACUCUUACAUCUCUCGAACUAUGGCAGAAAUCAGGUCGAUGGCGCCCCACUAACCCAGAGCUCAUGACUAUGUCUGACCACCAUCAGAAGCAGUAUCUGCUUAGUCCUACUCACGAGGAGGCCAUUUGUGAGCUGCUGAGCCAUAAGGAAGAUACGAGUCUCUCAAAGCUGCCACUGCUGCUCUACCAAAUAUCCUCCAAGUUCAGGGAUGAGGGUAGACCGUGUCAUGGGCUUCUAAGAGCACGUGAGUUCAUGAUGAAGGACUUGUAUAGCUUUGACUGUGAUGAGCCAAGUGCAGCAAAGACGUAUGAUGUCGUCACAACGUCAUACCUGCGCGUUCUUUCCAGACUUGGAGUGCCUUACAUCAGAGUUGAGGGAAGCUGUGGCGACAUUGGGGGAUCGUUUUCCCAUGAGUAUCACUUCGAGUCUGACGCUGGGCAGGACAUUCUGCUGCGCUGCAGCAAUUGCGGCCACUGCGCUUCUCAAGACUUCCUUCUCGAGACGCGUGGCGGAAUUGUUGGUCAACAAGAGGCUCAUAUUGAAUGUCCAAAGUGCUCAUCCUCUCAUAUGGACUCCAUCAAAGGGAUUGAGGUUGGCCACACCUUUCUGCUCGGUGACAAAUACUCAGCCCCACUGAAAGCCACGUUCCAAUACAAGCAAGGAGUUCGACGUCCCUUAAUUAUGGGUUGUUAUGGCCUGGGGCUUUCCCGUCUCGUACAAGCAACUGUGACACGCUGCAGCAGCCAAAACUCCAUUGUGUGGCCUUGGGUGUUGGCCCCUUACAAACUAUGCAUUAUCGGGCCAAAGCGCGGCAGCAAGGAAAGUGCCGCUUCGGUGUGGGUGGAAAGUCUGGCGGUUUGUUUACAGCAGCAGGUGCCAGCUCUGCGCGGGGACGUCAUCAUUGAUGACCGCGACGCCUUCACCAUCGGCAACAGAGUGUACGCGGCGAAGCGAGCUGGCUACCCUCUCGUAGUGGUAGUUGGCAAGCACGCUCUCAGAGAUAUGCCGCUUUUUGAAUUGAUUGAUAACACGGCAGCAUUUCGAAGCCUGCAGGAGACCUCUAAAACGCCUUUAUUUGGCGAAGGACUGUCGUCAAAAAGCGGGAAUUUAUUGACCCAGUUAGAGCUUCUCAAUUAUCUCGGCGUGUUAUGUAAUGAACUUGAUCAAAUUAGAAGCUAAUUGUUUAGCGUAUUAAUUCUGUACUCUAUCUUUUUUUUUUGAAUAAAAAUCUGGUGCACAAAAGUAA
This is a messenger RNA of Hyalella azteca, 1653 nucleotides long. RefSeq names its product probable proline--tRNA ligase, mitochondrial (gene ProRS-m). Gene Ontology annotation, cellular component: cytoplasm; mitochondrion. Lineage: Eukaryota; Metazoa; Arthropoda; Malacostraca; Amphipoda; Hyalellidae. The coding region runs from base 120 to 1586 and encodes 488 amino acids. The transcript is spliced from 8 exons. Gene Ontology annotation, biological process: prolyl-tRNA aminoacylation. Gene Ontology annotation, molecular function: ATP binding; proline-tRNA ligase activity. The record is from RefSeq and is a predicted model, not a curated record.